UGCUCCUGUUUUUGAAAUCAAUUAUUCUUUGAAUCUGGAAUUGUUUCCGUGGACGGCGGGGGGAAACAAACCGAAACGAAGAAAAUCAAACUCUCUCUUUCUCUGUUUAUUUUCCGCUCAAUUUCUUUCCAAUACAAACCUCUACAUUGCUUGAUCUGUGAAGUAAAAGAAAAGAUGAGUGUGAUCGAUAUAUUGACAAGGGUAGAUGUGAUCUGCAAGAAGUACGACAGGUACGACGUCGAAAAGCAGCGAGAACAAAAUGUCUCCGGCGAUGAUGCUUUUGCCCGCGCAUACGCCUCCAUCGAAGCCGCCAUUGAGGCCGCUCUUGAGAAAGCGGAACUCUCUUCCAAGGAGAAAAGCAAGGCAUCUGCUGUUGCAGUGAAUGCUGAGAUUCGUCGAACCAAGGCUCGAUUGCUUGAGGAGGUCCCUAAGCUGCAGAGAUUGGCUGUUAAGAAGGUCAAAGGGAUUUCAACUGAAGAGAUGGCUGCCCGUAAUGAUCUGGUCCUUGCAUUGCCAGACAGGAUUCAAGCUAUACCUGAUGGAACUGCUGCCCCUAAACAAACUGGAGGCUGGAUGUCUUCAGCCCCUUCAGCUUCUCGUACUGCCAUUAAGUUUGAUUCAGAUGGACAAUUUGACGAUGAAUACUUUCAAGAAUCUGAACAGUCAAGUCAAUUCAGGCAGGAGUAUGAAAUGCGGAGAAUCAAGCAGGACCAAGGUUUGGAUAUGAUUUCAGAAGGUUUGGAUACUUUAAAGAACAUGGCUCAUGAUAUGAAUGAGGAAUUAGAUAGGCAAGUUCCUUUGAUGGAUGAAAUUGACACCAAGGUGGACAAGGCCGCUUCUGACCUUAAGAACACCAAUGUUAGACUCAAAGAUACUGUCACCCAGUUGAGGUCGAGCCGAAAUUUCUGUAUUGAUAUCAUAUUGUUGUGCAUAGUUCUGGGAAUUGCUGCCUAUUUAUACAAUGUUCUGAAGAAGUGAAGCGAUAAAGGAUUAAUCUGUGUUUCCCGUGUUUGUUGUCGUCUUUCAUUUGGUGGGUUUGUUUUCAUGCUUGAUCUUGUAUUUGAUUCGAUUCAUU
This is a messenger RNA of Hibiscus syriacus, 1075 nucleotides long. Its product is annotated as syntaxin-71-like. Gene Ontology annotation, biological process: intracellular protein transport; vesicle fusion. NCBI's taxonomy places the organism in Eukaryota, Viridiplantae, Streptophyta, Magnoliopsida, Malvales, Malvaceae. The coding region runs from base 175 to 978 and encodes 267 amino acids. Gene Ontology annotation, molecular function: SNAP receptor activity; SNARE binding. The record is from RefSeq and is a predicted model, not a curated record. The transcript has 9 exons. Gene Ontology annotation, cellular component: SNARE complex; membrane; endomembrane system.